AUGCGCUGUCGAUCCUUCGAAAGCCAACAUCUGGACCAACCAACUCAAACUGGAAGGAAGAUUCGAAUGCAGCGUGGCCAAUCCAAUCUGCCAUCAUGCGGUCAAGUCAUGCAUGCAAAUCUGGCCGCACCCUUCUGCAUCAAGAAGACCCGCGGGCUGAAAACCAGAGUGUCGAUCCUCCUCCUCCUCUCCGUCGCGACUUUCUGCCUUGCGUACUUCGCGCCGACCACGCUCGCCAGGAAGGAACAGCUUGCCCUGGACACUCAAUCCCACAGGGAUCCCCAAUACAGCGUCGCGCCAGCUGUCAUCGUCGCUGUCACGGUCUCGCUGCGUUCAAGCCAGCAUCGCGCGUCGGAACAGCCGCACCACCACCCCCAUCACAUCGACGAGACCGUCUCGUUCACGGAACCGUCCACGGAACCCUUCCGAUCCCGUCAUUCGUCCUUCUUCCCUUUCCCCAUGCUCGCGCAGCAACGUCCAACGCCGCCAAUGUCUGGACCUUCGUUCUUCUCCCAGAUCUCGUCCUUCUUCGGAGGCAGCGCCGAUGGCUCUUCUCGAAACUCUCCUUCGCGCCGCACCACCGCAUUUGGCUCUGGCUUCGGCUCAUCCUCGCGCAGGGGUCCUCCUCAGGCGCUCAACGCAAACGCUUGGUCGCUUCCGUACAGCUCCAGCAACAACAUCCCACACUCUCCCGCCUACCUCCAAAAUGGCAUCGCCUCGCCCGCCGACAGCCAGUAUCCGCCUGCCUCGGGCAUCGCUCGUGCAUCUUCGCCCUACGGCAAUGAGCACGUCUCUGCCAUCUCCACCAGCUCUGUCGCCGAGUUCAGCAACAUGUAUCCCACCGCUUCCACCUCGACUCUCACCGCUGGUCCAGCUAGCCGCUCGGUGAGCGUCUCCGCCGGAGGAUCCGUCCCCACUAGCGCCUAUCCUCCCAUGCGUCAUACCUGGAAGCGCAUCCGCAAGUGGGCCCACAAAAACUAUCCCGAGAUCUCCGACACGCUCAACUGGCCCUGCUCCGAAGAGGCGCUCGACGAGCUGGAGAUGACCAUCGGGUACGCCCUGCCCAGCUGUGUGCGCGAGUCGUACCUUACCUACGAUGGUCAGGAGCUCGAAUCGAACCAGUCGUGCCAGGACGGUCUGUUCUUCGGCGCAGCGCUCUUGAGCCUGGAGCAGAUCGCCGAGGAGUGGAAGUUUUGGCGCGCAGUCGACGAGGACCCCGAAACGGCCGCCAACCCGCAGGUGCGCAACCUCAUGGCGAGCUGCCCGAACAAGUGGAUUCGCGCCGAAUAUUCGUGCCGCGGCUGGAUCCCUCUCAUCACGGACCACGCUGGAAACUACAUUGGCGUCGAUCUCAGCCCACAUCCCGCAGGAGGAGGAUCGCCUGGUCAGGUCAUCAUCUUUGGCAGGGACUUUGAUACCAAGGUUGUAUGUUGGAAGGGCGAAGGGGCAGGCGGAUGGGGACGAUUCCUGCAGAUGUUUGCUGACGAACUCGAAGCCGGUGCAUUCUGGACGCUCGAAGACCCGAACUCGGGCAGCGACGACGAAGAGGAUAUGAUCGGCUACGAAGGCUAUUUUAGCGGUGGAGGCGCCGGUGCUGGUCAGGGCGGCGGUGAUCGCGGAGGAGAAGGCGCUGCCGGCUUCCGUCUUGCGGGCGAGUACAAGGGAUGGCCUGUGCUGGAAGCAUGGGCGGAUCGCUCGGUGCGCCUGUGGGAGUCGGUCGGAUUGGCGCCGGGCAAGCCGCAGGGGACUCCGCACCUGCAGCAGAAGCCUCUGCCCGAAUCGGUGGUGGACCGACAGUCGCACCAUCUCGACAUACUCGGAGGCGACACGGGCACGCCGCCUGCGCUGCACGCUGUCGACGAGAACGGCGAGGCGAUCGAAGCCGAGGCAAGCGGAUCCAGCCGCAACCCAGCGGUGGGCAGGGAAAUCGAGGGCGAAGUGUCGGUGGAUGGACCGGCACACCCGUUGGCCGACGCUUCGCUCGGCGGAGAUACGAGCGUCGAGAUCCUUCUCGCUGCAGCUGACGAGAGCUCGCCCGUCGAUGCCAACGGUGGCGAUGCUUCGAUCACCAGCGGAAACGAGAGCAUCGAUGCGAAUCUGACUCCUACCAACAGCACACGUCGCGUAUCCGGAAUGCUCUCGCCUCCGCUUCCCGAGACCAAGGCGUCGCUGCGCAAGCAAAAGCAGCGGGAGGAAGGAUGGGGAUCGCCCAUGCUCGGCUCUGCAUCGCCCUCGAUGGGUGGUGGACAGCCACGCCGACCGGUGCGACCGGCGCCUGCUCCGGCGGCCAUGCUGGAUCUGCCCACCUUCGAGGACGUCAAGGCGAUUCAAGCGGCAGCGCUCGCCGACGACGGCAAAUCGCACAGCGUUCAGUUCGAUUCGCAGCAGGGACGUAGUUCGUUUGGCAGCCUAGGGUUCCGCGACUUUGCGGGCAAGAUCGGUGCUGCUGGAAUGGUCAACGGCAACGGUGUGACGAGUCCUCGCGUGGGCGAUGGAAAGCGAUCCGAGUCGGUGGAGUUGGAGACGAGGACGAGUGUAGAGCAGAGGGGAGGGGGAACUUCGAGCCACAUUGUGGGGCAGAGAGGUAGAGCGAGAGGGUUGGGGUUGGAGACGGACGUUGAGGCGACGGCGGAUAGGCUGGCAGGUAUGAAGGUGAAGCCGCAGCAGCCGUCGUUGAUUGAUGCGAAUUCGGCUCCGGGCUCGCCCAUGUUGAGGGGUGAGGCGGAGGUGCCGGCUGCGCUUGCGUAG
Pseudozyma hubeiensis SY62 is the source of this 2748-nucleotide messenger RNA. RefSeq lists its product as hypothetical. Gene Ontology annotation, biological process: regulation of fungal-type cell wall biogenesis. NCBI's taxonomy places the organism in Eukaryota, Fungi, Basidiomycota, Ustilaginomycetes, Ustilaginales, Ustilaginaceae. Gene Ontology annotation, cellular component: mating projection tip. The record is from RefSeq and is a predicted model, not a curated record. The transcript has 2 exons. The coding region runs from base 1 to 2748 and encodes 915 amino acids.